Glossina fuscipes is the source of this 1954-nucleotide messenger RNA. RefSeq names its product serine/threonine-protein phosphatase 6 regulatory ankyrin repeat subunit A. The transcript has 3 exons. Gene Ontology annotation, molecular function: protein binding. Bases 49 to 1887 code for a protein of 612 amino acids. The record is from RefSeq and is a predicted model, not a curated record. NCBI's taxonomy places the organism in Eukaryota, Metazoa, Arthropoda, Insecta, Diptera, Glossinidae.
CAUAAAAUAAUAUUUUUUAAGCUUUUUAUUAAAUAACACAUAAACGAAAUGCAUUCAUAUAUAAGUGCUUACGAUCUAAACGAACGUUUAUUAACUGCUAUUCAUAGUGGCAAUUAUGAUGAUACAUUGUCUUGUCUAAUGCAGGGUGCCGAAGCUUCUAAUAUAUCAUUAACUUGUGGUCGUACAGCGGUGGGCACAGCGGCUUUAGUGGGCGAUGUUGAAAUAUUGGAAUUAUUAAUACAAUCAUGCGAAGAACCGGAUUUGGACAUAUUCAAAGCAAAUCGUUCCAGUUCAAGUGAAAUUGAACUUGACAUAACCCCGGACGGCAUGGAUUGCUUAGAGUGGGAAGAUGAAUUCAUUGCAGACUCUGAUAAUGAAUCGUUGAACGGCAACGAUGAGCAUAUGGAAGAGUUCACUUCAUUAUAUUAUUAUUACGCUAAAACGUUCGAAAGUACUGGCUCUAUAGUUGGUCGGAUGGAAAACUACUGCGGUGGACGGACUUCUGGUAAAAAGCAAGAUCCACAUACGAUGGACGCAAUGUCAAUGACACCUUUGCAUUAUGCAGCUGCUUGCGGUCAUUUGGAAUGUGUCCGCCUCUUGUUAGAACAUGGCGCCGCAGUGAAUACAACAGAUUCCAAAGGAUAUACUCCAUUGCAUGUCGGAUGUGAAUAUAGUGAAGUGACCAGGCUGUUAUUAAAAUUCGGAGCCAAUGUGAACAGUAAAACGUUCAAUACGGGUGAUGCUCCAUUGCACUUAGCUUUAAGAAAUCGUUGUCCAAAAGUCGCCAAAAUAAUGCUUCAAACUGAACGGGUACACAUCAACGAAACGAACGACAAUGCCCAAACAUAUCUAAUGUCUGCGAUAGCUCACGAACAACAUGAUAUAGCAAAGGAGCUUAUACAGCGUGGAGCACGGCUUAAUUUACAAGAUAACGAAGGCUAUACCGCUUUAUAUUACGCAGUUGUGCAAAAUAACAUAUCUUUAGCUUCUUCUUUACUUGAGCAAGGUGCGCGUCGCAUUAAUCCUCAUUAUUUACUGCACUAUUGCAUAGCAAACAAUAUGCCAGAAAUGUUACAGCUUUUGUUAGAUCGUGACUCACAUUUGAAUGGUUUAUUUGUUCGUAAUCAAGAUGGUUUUGAGCCUGUUUCAUUAGCUGUGGUAACACACAAAUAUGAAAUGUUACAACAUAUGCUUAACUUAGCUUGGAUAAGCGGACCUCCUGUUUUAGAUUUGUUACGUUUAACGGAUAAUUUCCUAUUGGCCAUACAAUUCAUAGAAACUGUGAAGGAUUUCAAGAACGUAGCACGUGUCUUACUAGCCUACAGCGAUGGCACUAUCUUAAAGCCUCCAAAAACAAAGCACUCUCUUUUUGUCGUAUGCUGCGAACCGAAUUGUAACAGUGUUUUAACUAAAGCUAUUACGCUUAAUAAACUGGACAUAGCCGAAUUUUUAUUAAAGGAGGGAGCGAAUCUGAAACAAAUCUGCCAUAGUGCAGUAAAUUACCUGAGAACUACUUUGCCCGCGGGUUGUAAAGAAUUUUUAAAAUUGACAAUUUGUAUGGGCUUUCAGUGUCCAUUUUAUAAAACCUUUAAUCCACCACCCGAUUGGACCAAUACCAGAUGCGAAUUGGAGCGAGAAUUACGUUUUCUAUGCACUCGACCUUUAUCGCUACAAAUGUUAACACGAAACUGUAUACGCAACAAAUUAAUGGAUAAAUUUCAUAGCAUCUCCAGCACCACCGUUCAAUUCUCAAAUCCUUAUCGCGCAACAAUAAUGAAGUCAAGUUUACAACAAAUGAUUGAACAAUUAGAAAUACCGAAAUGUUUACAAACAUAUUUAAUAGACUUUAAUGAUUGUGAUAGUAUAAUGAGGCAAAAGCAGAAUUAAUGUUAAUAGUAAUUAAGAGGCAUUUACUACUACUUGGCGAAUACGCUAUAAAACAUGUUAAUUAAUU